Venturia canescens is the source of this 2155-nucleotide messenger RNA. RefSeq names its product Goosecoid (gene Gsc). Gene Ontology annotation, biological process: regulation of transcription by RNA polymerase II. The record is from RefSeq and is a predicted model, not a curated record. Lineage: Eukaryota; Metazoa; Arthropoda; Insecta; Hymenoptera; Ichneumonidae. The transcript is spliced from 3 exons. Gene Ontology annotation, molecular function: DNA-binding transcription factor activity, RNA polymerase II-specific; RNA polymerase II transcription regulatory region sequence-specific DNA binding. The coding region runs from base 666 to 1691 and encodes 341 amino acids.
GUGGUAAAAUCCGUAGCUUUUCAAAGCUUUCCUCGUACCUAACGAUUUCGUUCUCGUGUAAUCUUGUCUCACUAACUCUUCGCUCUAUCGUCAACGAGCACGAUAUUUUCUUCCCCCAUCGAAUGACCACACUUUUCUUCGGUGGAUACGAGCUUACUGAGUUAGCUCAACCGGACCGGCGACCAUUCGACGUCGCGACGCUAUAGCGUGGAUACCGAAAAACUUGGCUGGACCGAACGUAGAUUAUGGAAAAGAGGAUGAGUCGGCCAGGCUCGACUUCGAUACGAAAAUAUGAAGAAAAACAAAGUGUCAGAAUAACUAUCGCUUGACUUGACCGUUUUUAUUUAGUUCUCAGAGAUAUUUUUAUUGAGUGUCGAAGGUGAACGGGCGCAAGUGCAUUUUCGAGUAUCGACAGAAGCUGAAGUGCGCGAUGACCGGUCUCCGCAUGGUGCGUACCCGUAUUUCGAAUGAUCGAGAAAAAAAAGCUCGCGGUUGUCCCACGAGGCGGCAGUUUUGAAGUGCAAUCCCUCAGUUUUUCCGGGAAUAGUACAGGAAAGGAUGAGAACUAAGCUCGCCUAGAUUUGCCUCGUGGAACGAAUCGGAGCCUCAAGGAUAGCACAACGGGACAUUUUCGUGGCGAACUUAGCCGACGAAUCGGAUAUAUCAUGGUCGAAAGUACAUACGCGGGUGACUCGCCGAGAUCUCGUUCACCGAUGACCGAACCGUCGAGUCCGCUUCGCGAUUUUGGUCCCGGAUUUUCCGGCUACGCGCAUCGCUAUCUUUACAAUUAUUCGCCGGAAGCGAUGCAACAAAAGCUGAAGAGCGUCGACUCCACUCCGCACCACAACAAUCAUCACAGUCAUCGCCACUCGCCCAAAAUUAAUCGCGAGAUUGAUGCUCCCCGGGACAAAAAUUAUUCACGAAGUAGUCGGAGCCCCAUCAGCCCCGAAGAAGCUCCGAGAUUCCGGGGCCGCGAAUCGUCUCGGCCCAGCUCCUCCGCAGCCAUGUCAUCACCCACCUCGCUUUUCACUAUUGACAGCAUUCUUGCACCCAGGCCUGUUGGAAAUCUAACGCCAACUACCACCAAUUCCAUUUCCGUUGUUCAACAUCCUGAUAACGUCGGUUCGCCACCGAGGUCGACGGCGAUGCAUCCCCUGCAGCAACAACUCCAUCAUCUCUCCUUCACGCCGGCGGAUUUUCUCGCUGCUGCCUAUCCAGGACUUUAUCCCGGUGGCUACGUAGCUGCAAUGGCCGCUGCCGGCGUCUCGCUCCAUGGACAGCCUGGUUUUUAUCACGCUGCUCAUCCCUAUCAAAUGAAUCCAAACGGACCAGGGAUUGGUCCGAUGACGAAAAGAAAGCGACGUCACAGGACGAUUUUCACGGAGGAACAAUUGGAACAGCUGGAAGCGACUUUCGACAAGACUCACUAUCCCGAUGUUCUUCUCAGAGAACAACUCGCGCUGCAGGUCGAUCUUAAGGAAGAAAGAAUUGAGGUAUGGUUCAAGAACCGAAGGGCAAAGUGGCGGAAACAAAAGAGGGAGGAACAGGAACGCUUGCGAAAGCUCCAGCUGGAACAACGUCAGCGCAACGAGGACGGUACAGCGCCUACGGCGAUCCGAAUCGGGGGACACGUGACCCUGAAUGGCCAGCACGAUCAAGAGACUGACAGUUCCGAUCUCGAGGUUGCGUAGUUCACCGUGCUUUCUCCAUCAUUCCCAAAAUCAAAGAUCGUUUAUGUACAGCGUGAAAAAAACGCAGAAAACAUUUCCGAUGCUCAUUAACGAAGAUGUGUUUUCCGCAAGAAAAAAAAAAAAAAGAAAAAAAAAACAGUAAAAAACAUAAUAAACCCCGUGAUCUUCGGUUCUUUUCGCUCGAAUAAUCAAUAAUUAUUAUCGAACUGUUGGCAUUUUGCCUCGCCAUUGAGGAAGGGAACAGAAGCAAAUUCCAAAACGAAGAGAAUCCGAACUAAGAAUUAUGUAAAUAUCAAUAGUAAUUAUAAUAACAAUAAAACUAAAAACAAUAUUGAUAGUAAUAACGACACCAGUCUGUAAAUAAUUGCUAGCAUAAUUUAAAUGAAAAAUUCUGUAAAUAAGGCUUACCAUGAAUGUGUAUAAACGAAUAAAUUAUUGUGCUAUUAGCAAAAAUCAACAUUGAA